UGCUAUGGCGGCACGAUGGGCAAUGGCUAUUUUCGAACGUCACAAACGCGCAAGGACAAGCGAAGAUCCAAAGAGCUCACGUACAACUACGUGGAUCGCGUUCGUUUGGCAGAGCAUUCGCUGCAGCAAGAUUAUAGAUGUCCGACGCGCGGCUCCGGCUGGCGGCACAAUAAUAAAUCCAUCUCGCACUUGGACUUGGCCACAAGCUGUCACAGCACAGCUUUCGGACCAAGUCAUUGGCCGCAUAAUCGUCAGUUGCGCCAUUCGCGUUCGUUAGACUACGCACAUCUAACGGAACGUUGCAAGGAUCCGCUGGAAAUCGCUGAAUUCUAUUGGCGUUUAGAUCCCGAAGGCGAUGCUUUAUAUGAGGAUGAGUAUGAAGACGAAGUGCCCGAUGAGGAGAACGAAUUAAUAACACGCUAUAACGGGGAGCAUUCGUAUCGCGAUUAUAAUUACGCUGAGGGAAAUUAUCACGGCGCACUUGCUAACAACGGUCAGCUUCUACAUCCACCGCACCUGCAUCAUUAUAGUGGUGGCAACGGCGGCGCUGGCAACAAAAGUUUAGUGAAAUCGCCAACAGCGGCGGCGGCGGCGGCAACAGCGUCGGCAACUUUACAAGCUUUCGAUUUCGGCAACGAGUCGUGCAGUUUGCGCCGAUCGCGCAGCUUAGCCGUGAUACGUGAAGAGACAUUUAGCGACUUGCAAAUUACAACCGCCAACAAUAGUCGGCGAUCGCAGUUGAUACCGCGAGCGCGCAUCGUCAAUCGGGACUUCAUACGUGAACGCGAGCGAUUAAUCUGCGGCGGCGGCGCCAACAAGCAUCAUCAUCACCACCAUCAUCACGGCGGCAAUACGAACGUAAGUGAGGAGCUCGAUUACGAGGGAAUAAGCGCCGUUGAGCAGAAGGUGCAGCGCAACAAUAGCAUCAACGCUGGCAGCAGAGACACUGGAGAGUUGCAACAGCGCGCACAUACACACCUGCACCGGCAUCACCAUCAUCACACGAGCGGUAGCGGCAGUUGCAGUGGUAGUGGCAGCGGCGGCGGUGUUGGCGGCAACAACAAUCACGACAACCUUCAAUACCAAAACAACAACGCACAGCAGCAACAACAAUCGCAAAUCGCAUUCCCACAAAGUCCAACAACAGUUGCGCAGCAGUCGGCGCAACCACAGUCACGUGAGGCGGACGAUUAUUAUGAUAAUCUGAAGCGCUUGGAUGCGCUGACAUUGGGACUUGUUGAACAAUUACACCCUUGGCACAAUGAGAAAAGCGAUUUGGAGAGUUUGAACUCUGAUUACUUUAAAAACUCGCUACAUCAGAGUCACGAACUACAGCAGCAGCUGGACUUUGAAGCGCUCGAAGAGGCGGUCUGCUUUUUGGCGAGUGAGAAACCACGCAUAUAUCAGUCGCGACGGCAGCAGCGCGCCUUGGGUGGCACACAGCAGAAACUACAAAACGCAAGCGAUUCCUAUCAGGAGAACAGUCAGAGUAGCGCAUUUCCUGAAACCACAACCAGCAACUCGGACGAUCAGACGGAUAGUCCGUCGCUGUCCGAGCAGGAGUACGACUUGAAGAAGAUUGAGAAGAUCUAUAAGAAAACCGCAGCACUCGAGGCUGAUGAGGAGAGUUAUGAGCUCAUAAGUCUCACGACCACGACACGCACACGUAUAGAGACUACUGAGGACGAAGAGGAAGAGCACGAGGACAGCAGUUUUAAUUGCAACGAACAGUCAGCUGACGCAAGUGAUUGCCCAGCGGCCGCUGCGGUUUGCGUUGACAAAACAAACGAGCACGAACCCAUUAAUGGCGUGUUAAAACGUACGCGCGCCUUAAGCGAAAAUCUCGAGAAACUCAUUGCAUACGACUCGGUUUAUCUGUCGUCCGAGGAGAGUUCUGAAAGUACAUUGAUUGACGAAAACCACUGUGGGGCAUACGAGCGCACAACGCAAGUGACGGCACAACUGGCAGAGGACACUGGUGAAACGGCGACAUUACUGCACUUCUCCAUCGAAGAUAUAAUCUACGAACCGCACAACAAACAACCGUUUAGUGGCAGUGAGCGUACUGAAUUCAAUAGCGAGCAGUCAACAGUUGGUGUUGCCUGCACGGCGACCGUAUUGACGGAGACGGAGACGGCGGAAAUUGCCACGCAAACAGCGCAGGAAAAGCAAUUAGUUAGUAUAGUGGAAACAGUAAAUACGAAAAUUGAAAAGAUACCACUUACAGCGAACUUAUUAGAAGAGGAGCAGCAGUGUGCUACGCGCGAGUCGACAACUUUGUACACACAGAUAUUGAAAGUGGGUCAUACAUCCGCAACAAAUCCUAGUGACACUACGUCAACGUCAACUACGACAGCUACAGCUACUGCGAAAGCUUCAGUGACGACCGCAACCAGCGCCACAGCAGCGACUACAGGUAUAUCUAAGUCUGCCAUAUGCGGCGCUCCGCUAACGACACAACCCACGGUGGGUAUUACAUCCAGUGCAGCCAGUAAACCGAAAAUCCUGUCAGUGGUCGAGAAACGUAAGUGGAAACGUUACAACGACACCACAACAACAACACAUACAGCAAACGCAGGCGUCAACAACGAAGCAGUAGUCCAGCCACGUGGCUGUGGUUUAGAGUCAAGCACCAGCUCAGCUUCACCACCAAUUGAUUACCCACUUACGUCACUGAAGAAGCAUCAGUCAACAAGCGUUGUCGACACACUCUUAUACUCAGCAUACGCCACACAGCUAAGUGAUAACCAAUAUCAUAGUCUGCCGGAUGUGACUAUAGGGCAGAGUCUAAAAGUGUCCGAGUCCAUAGAUGCGAAGCUGAGAUCUUCCUACAACGUACGCAAGGGUGAACUGGAUGAGUGCUGCAGGCGUGCAGAACUUACGCAUACAAGUAGCAACAACACAAGCGCCAACAGCAGCAGCGGAAAGACUACACACCUACUAGAAGACACCGCUAACAAGUGCAAAUUGAAGCAACAACGUGAGGAAGUUGUAACUAGUGAAGAAAUUUACGACUCAAUCAAGAGAUUCGGUCGUGCACAUCAGAAGGCGAGACAAAAGGAAUACCAAGAAUUCCACGAAGUCCAUGUUGAAAAGGAGAAGAAACGGGAGGUAAAGGAAAAGCGUCUCAAAGUGCAAGACACUGAAGCGACUAAGGCGGAAGUUGCGAUAGAAGUACAUACUACUACGACAUACCCAGACAGUUUAGCGGAAGAGAUUGAAGGCAAGCAGGGGGUGAGUGAAGACGCAACGGGAGCGCAAGAGAUUGCAGCGCCAGCAAACGAAGUGGUUGCGGAAAAUACCAGCGUUGAUACUAAUGUGGCAGAUGAAACUGAUAGCAAUAUAACAGUCAACAGUUCACUGGGUUCCAGCACAAGUGAGUAUCAGGAGCAACCGAAAGACGCGCCCGACGUAGAAGUUGAAAACUUUAGCAAACUUAUUGAGAGACGCGCGAAAGAAAUCAAAGCGAAAGCCGGCAAACUAAAAUUUGACGCGGGAGCAGUCAAACACACAAAUAACGCUGCGGAAAUAACGCAACACAAGGAGACGCAGCAGAGCGAAUUAUAUAAGCAACAAGCUGAUGAUUAUCACAUAAGCUCGGUGGCAAGUCAAUUCCGUAUAAUUGUGACGGAUGCACAAGACAACAUCAUCGAGGAGGACGCAAUAGAACAAGACGACAGCUUAAAUAGCGCGGAUCAGUUUGAAGCGCCCCCAAAUAAAACGGCAUACCAAGAGCUUAACCUCGUAGCGGAUGUAACAUCCAGCAGACAGGAGAAAAAGGAAAAAUCCACAAAAGAUAAAUCGACAAUUGUGAGCACGCACACGCGUGUAGCAUCGCUGAAGCGUGUGCCCUCGAAGCCGAAACGUCAGCAACAUCACACGGCACAGCACCAUCAUUGCUGUCAACAGCAACAUAACCGAGCCAAAAACAAUAACAGCAAUAGCAACAAUAAUAUUGCAAGCGAUUGGCAUAGUCAAAACAACGGCGACGUAACGAACGCACCGUGUAACGGCAACAAUAAAGGUAACGGCAGCGGUAGCGGUAGCAUUAACGACUGUCACAACAGCAACAAUUACUGCGAAUUAUCAAUAAAAUCUAAGGAGCAUCGUGUACUGAGCACACAGAUCUACAAAGCACGUCCCAUCAAGGUGCUCACAGCGAACGAUUCCUUCCGUCGACGUAGCACUGAGGGCGCCGUAACGGCCGCAGGCAGUAAAAUGUCACGACCACAAAUUUUGCACGUUGUAGACAACAAACGGCGCGCUGACAUACUUGGCACGGCCAAAAAUAUACGAAACCAUAAUAACAACAGCAACAAUUUCACUAAAGCCAAACGAGCGGAGGAAGGCAGCCAAGUGGAGAGUGAAUAUCUUAAAAAGGUCGACGCAGUGCGCAAUUACUGGGCGAAAUUGGCAAAAGAAGGUGAUGAACAGGCAACGGAAUCCACGACCUUAGACAAACAAGUAGCUGCCAAGGAGCGGCCAAAUGAGUUUGGAGACUGUCAGACGCUGAAAUAUGCAAACAAACAAGAAAAUGUUAAUGAGCUAACGAAAAUGAAGUUGGGCGCGGAGGCACAGCCGCAAAAACCACAACCCGAACCGCGACAUUUCAUUUUGGGGCCACAAGCAGAAGGGCAAACACAAUCACAGAGUCAAAGCACUUAUGUUCAUCAACAGCCAGCUAAGCCCCUUAAGCCUAGCGCCAAUCAAGAUGAAUUUUGCAGUUUUAUGCCUUCCAUUGAGAUCGUCGAACUGGACGGUGACAAGAAGGCCACCAUAGUUAGUGCCGUGCCGCCAGAUUCGGAGGAGGCCUACGCUUUAGCCAACGACGCCAAUGGUGAGCCACAGUUCGAUCACAUACGCUAUAAAGUGCUGAAAUCGCAACAACUAUUGCGUAGCAACAUGAUGCCACGCAGCAAGAAGGAGGCGCAAUUCGACGGACUCAUACAGUAUCUGCAGGAAUACAGUUUUCAAGAGCUGUUGGCGAACAAUAAUGUCGUGAUUGUGGAGCCAGUACGCACGAAAAUCGAACGCCCACUCGCCAUAGCACAAGCGGUGGCGGCCACAAAAAAACUGGCCCAGAAGCCAAGUGAAUGCAGUGGCAUUGCGGCAGUCACAAAUCAAGCGUUGGACGAUGGAAAUGACAGUACAGUGGAGCUGAAACCGAAAGAGUCGUUAUCUAACGGUGGUCUGAGCAAUACACCGAAACUCAAGGAAAAAAUAACUAGGGAGGUUGGCGAAACUGUUGAACGUGCUGGUGCUGGCGGUGGCAUUAAGCGUCAUUUCUUCUAUCAGCCGGUGCGUGUCAACCGUGAACUUUACGAAGAGGAAUUACCUAAUCCGGAUAUCGUGCGAAAUGUGCGCCGCUUCUUCGAGGAAAAUGUGCUGCCCACGCCACGCGGGGGUAUGCAGGUGCUGCAUAGGCCGCCGCCCGAUGAGGAUACAUUUGUGGAACGUAGUGCGGCAACUCAACUGCCGAGUCCGCGUGCGAGGCGUUCGCGCAAGUACCGUUAUCUCACCAUAGAUACAUCUUAUGGACACAUGCCACCUCAGCAUCAAAACCAUCAAUCGCCGCAGCAACAGCAACCACAAACUCAGGUCGCUAACAAGCGCGGCAUUUCUGCCACGCGCAAAUGGGAUACGGCUAGCUUGUCGAGCGGCAUCUCCAGCGGUGAUUUGUCGUCUCCUUGUGAAUGCAACGAAAUGGACGCAGCGUGCGUCGAGAAGCCAGAGGCCAUCAAUGAGGAGGUUUUAAAGGGCGUACACGUGCAAACGGUGGUGCAGCGACACAAUAACAAGAACAUGCGGCAUGCCGCAUCGGAACAUAUUGAUGCUACGGCUAGUGGCGAACAUAAUUGUAAUGGACUUUUGCAGUUAGGGCCGCGUCCACGGCCACGAAGUUGCGUCGUACGUGGCAAUGAAGACGCCACUUACCGUAUCAGCGAUAUUUAUGAGCAACAUGCCAGUCAGCAGCAACAACGAAAUUUCACAAGAGAUGAUAAAAACGGCCGACUUGCCAUGGAGACAGCCACUGACGAUGAGGAUGCCGAUGACGAAGACCUUGACGACGAGGUCUACGAAUCCCAUUAUAUAAGCAACGAUGUGCUCGAGAAGAUAAGGGAAUGUGGCUCCACAAUCACCUACUAUGGCGGACGUGUGUUGCAAAACACGUCACCGGAUCCAAUGCACACUGGCACCAACAACAACUAUAAUAACAAUAACAAUUCACAGGCAAAUACAGCGAAUACCGAUACAAUGACACUGACGAGACGUCGUGUGCGACAAAUUGAGAGUUGCAAUGCUUGUGAACCACCAAGGGACUGCGGCAACCAGCAGGCGGUUACACAAAAGUUUCCACAGCAAAGCGAUGAAAGCCAUGACAAGAACAAAAGCAACAUAAAGGGGGCAGCAGCUGGUGACGGAAGCAGAGAAAGUUCAUUGGCGCACUUUGGUAUCAAAUUCAAACUUGUCAAAUCGAACAGCUGCAGCAGCCGCCUGGAAUUGGCUGGCACCGGCAUCGAUAUCGUGGAAACGGGCGCCGAUGAGACCGAGGUCGUCAAAAAGAUGGUACAUCGGUUUGAGUGCGCGAAGACGAGGCGACAAUCGAAGGGUGCGGAUGAGCCGCUGACGAUUAACAAUCAAAUGCCUGCUAAAAGAUUGCUGGAUUGUGGCCAAUUGACCGCUGACGUAGUGAGCGAUGUAAAGCAAGUAACGGUAAAUAAUCAUAUAAAUGUGCCCAUGACUACAUACACUUUGGAAGCACCGACGGCGAGUGCCAGGCGCGAUAAUAUUGACUAUACACACGAGGAAGAUAGAAAGCUCGAAAUGGAGUACGCGUGUAGGGAAAAAACUUAUCAAAGCUCGGCAAUGGACAUACGUUUGAGCCACGUAGACCAACAACGAAAGCCUGCUGUUGGUGAUGUUGCCGAUAGUGGCGAUGGUAACGGCACUUUAAAGGUAUGGCGUAAUAGGAAUGUGGAUUUGGCUUUCACAAUGGCUCUGAAGCAGCAGCAACAGCCGUUAGCAGGGGAGACGCCCUCACAGCUAGCCAAACACUCGACCACAGCAACGUCCGCAACGGUGACAGGUACGAGGCGCAUCUUAGAAUCCAAUUCGCCAUUCAAAAGUCAAAAUGAUGAUAAACUUGGUGGCGGGCUUAACGGUAUUCCGACUGACGGCGCUGAUUGCCAAGAGAAAAUUAAUUUACGUAGCGAUGAAGACAAGCGGCAGCAGGCGUCGCAUGGUAAUGACAAUCCGACAAACGAGACUCUACGCACCUUGAGCACUCAAAUGGAAGCGCAAAGAAAUUUUAAUGCAACAACAACACCUAUACUCGCGCCGCGCUCCAACCAACGGCCAGCUCAAAUUGUAGUGCCCGUGGAAAUUCACUGCGCAGACCAACAAACACCAGAGCCACACGGGCGGGUGAGCGUGGCUAGUAGUCGCGGUAGCAGUGUAACAACCGUUAUAACAACAAACACAACGGCGCUAUUAGACAAAAGUGUGGUACGCCAUUAUGUAGCUAAUGACAAGAGUCUCUUCGAGAAGCGUAAAUACGAUGAUAUCGAAUUUGAGGAAUUCGAAGUUUACGAUCCGACAAAGGAUUUCGAAAAGUUAAUUGAAAAUGAAAAACGCCGCGAGGAGGCGAAACGAGAGGGUCAAACACAGCCCACGCAACAGCCGCAUCAUCAGCAGCAGGCGGAGCAACAGCCUGUCUUUGGCGACUUGUCUGCGGUAUCAUUAAAUGGCGCCAACGAAGCGACCACGCGCUACCACGAAGCAGAGGAGGAAGACGAAGAAGAUGAUGGGCGCAAAUCGAAACUUGGCAGCGAGUGCUAUGACUACGACAGCCUCGAGGAUAAGUUGUGAGGCACCACCUGCGGUUCUCCUAUUCAUCCUAUAAUAAGUAUAUUUAUGUUAUCCCUUUAGUGCUUAAGUGCUUUAAAUUCAUUUACAUUUUCCGAAAUGCGCAGCGCUAUCUUAGCGUAAUUGACUUGUCUGUCUAAUAGCGUGGAAUUUAUCGGUAAUGUAAAACGACAACGAUAACGGUGUAGGGAAAUUAUCUGUAAACUACGAGAAUUUCAUAUAAAUAUUAUAAAUAUUGUGCUAUCUUAUCGUAUUGUUAUUGCAAUUCAUGAAUCUAUACACAUAUUUCCUUAUUUAUUAAAAGCAAAUACCAAAAACAAAAAAGUUAGUGACUUGCACUGGAGAAAAUGAAAAUGUCCCUUGGCGAUUGCCUCGACAAAUGCCAAAAGUAGUCAUUCCAAAGUUUUAUGAACAUUUCGUAAUUAAGAUAAAAUUAUGUAUUACAUUGUGUAAUUAAAAUAAACUCGUAAAUAUAUUAAUAAAGUAAAUGCAUACAUAAACAACACAUA
Zeugodacus cucurbitae (melon fly) is the source of this 8375-nucleotide messenger RNA. RefSeq names its product protein javelin. The coding region runs from base 16 to 7869 and encodes 2617 amino acids. The record is from RefSeq and is a predicted model, not a curated record. NCBI's taxonomy places the organism in Eukaryota, Metazoa, Arthropoda, Insecta, Diptera, Tephritidae. The transcript is spliced from 6 exons.